CCCUACGUUAGGCGCAGGCUUCUUCCUGGUGCUGCAAGUACACAGGCCCGAAAUGCACAUACACGGAAAACACAGGCUGAAUUGCCAAAAUAGGUGAAGAGCCAUAGCCUCUCCUUUCUCGCAAACAGCCAAGAGGGAGGGAGGAGUUUAAACAAAGGCCCUCUCCACAUAAAAAAAUGGAGGCUUGUGCAGAGAAGCCAUGGUGUCCUGCUCCCAACACUCUACAUGCUGCCAUUUCUACUCCUAAAGCCUUCAGCUAAGACGGCUCCUGCCAGAUUCUACACUUGGAAGCUUCAAAGCACUGUCAGAUGGGGUUUUGCUGCCCCUGCCUGCACUGAACAAAGAUAAUUACUCAGGAAACAUUUCGGCCAAUCAGGCGCGGCCUUGUAUCUCGCCUCUGAGGAAAGCGACCAGUCAGGAUCUGGCUAACAUCACUGGGGCCUGAUCGCCUUGCCUGAAGAGCGGAGCCUUCCCCGGCUGAGGGCUGAGAGUGUCCUCCAUGUUUUAUAAGUGUUGACAUAACAGUGUGUCAGGCAGCCAUGCAUCCACAGAGUCUGGCUGAGGAGGAGAUAAAGACAGAACCUGAUGUGGUAGAGGGGAUGGAUGCAUCUGUGCGAUCCAAAGUCCCUGAUCCACCGGGAUCAGCAGAUCGAUCGGUGGUGCCACAGAAGCGAAAGGUUUCAAGUCCCACCCAUUCCUCCAAUGGACACUCUCCCUCAGACACCUCCCCCAGCCCUCUGAAGAAAAAGAAGAAGCCAGGGGCUGUGAACUCUAACAAAGACCAGUCAGAGCUAAGACAUGGUCCCUUUUACUAUAUGAAGCAGCCAGCACUCACCACAGACCCUGUUGAUGUUGUACCGCAGGACGGCAGGAAUGACUUCUACUGCUGGCUGUGCCACCGCGAGGGCCAGGUGCUCUGCUGUGAGCUCUGCCCCAGGGUGUACCACGCCAAGUGCCUCAAACUACCAGCCGAGCCCGAGGGCGACUGGUUCUGUCCAGAGUGUGAGAAAAUAACUGUUGCUGAAUGCAUUGAAACCCAGAGCAAGGCGAUGACAAUGCUGACAAUAGACCAGCUCUCCUACUUGCUGAAAUUUGCACUCCAAAAAAUUAAACAGCCUGGGACUGAGCCUUUUCAAAAGCCUGUGUCUCUGGAACAGCACCCAGAUUACGCAGAGUACAUCUUCCACCCCAUGGACUUGUCUACUUUAGAGAAGAAUGUUAAAAAGAAAAUGUAUGGCUGCACAGAAGCUUUUCUUGCUGAUAUGAAAUGGAUCUUACACAACUGCAUCAUCUAUAAUGGAGGUAAUCACAAAUUAACAGCAACUGCAAAAGUCAUCGUCAAGAUCUGUGAACAUGAGAUGAAUGAGAUUGAGGUCUGUCCAGAGUGCUACCUGUCUUCAUGCCAAAAAAGAGACAACUGGUUUUGUGAGCCAUGUAGUCAACCACAUCCUCUGGUCUGGGCUAAGCUGAAGGGCUUUCCUUUUUGGCCAGCAAAAGCGCUUCGUGAAAAGGAUGGGCAAGUGGAUGCACGCUUCUUUGGGCAACAUGACAGAGCCUGGGUUCCCAUCAACAACUGCUACCUCAUGUCCAAAGAGAUCCCUUUCUCUGUGAAGAAAACAAAGAGCAUUUUCAACAGUGCCAUGCAAGAGAUGGAGGUCUAUGUGGAGAACAUUCGCAAGAAAUUUGGGGUCUUUAACUACGCACCCUUCCGCACUCCCUACACACCCAACAACCAGUUACAGAUGCUACUGGACCCCUCCAACCCCGGUGCUGGGACAGUGAAAACAGAGAAAGCAGAUAAACUUCGCUUCAACUUCGAUAUAACCGCAUCUCCCAAGAUGGUGCUCAGCAAGACUUCCACACCCAGUGGUAUGAGUCGGCGGGUGUCAAUGACAGACAUGCCUCGGUCUCCCAUGAGCACUAACUCCUCGGUUCACACAGGGUCCGAUGGGGAGCAAGAUAUGGAAAAGGCUAGUAGAAACCCUGCCUUCCACUACAGCACUGGAGAAGAAUCGAUGGACUGUACUGCAUCUCCUGUCUCGGGGAAGAUGGGUCCUGCAGGCAGUGUAACAGGGAGCCCGAAGCCCUUUAACCCUGGGCUGGUGCCCAAGCAGGAGAGAACUUCAGGAACAGGUGGCAUCCUGAAUCUCAACCUGGAUCGAGUGAAGGCUGAAAUGGAUCUUAAGGAGCUGAGUGAGACUGUGCAACAACAACAGCAGCAACAGCAAGGAGCCGCAGCUGCCCUUCCUACUCCAAAGAGACCUAUCAGGAGUCUGGACAAGACUAUUGAAAGCUGCAAGGCACAGCUCGGUAUCGAUGAGAUUUCUGAAGACGUGUAUAAAGAAGUGGACCACAGUGACUCCGAGGACUCUGAGAAAUCUGACUCAAGUGACAGUGAGUAUCUCAGUGACGAGGAACACAAGCCAAAGAGCAAUGCUCAGGACAACAAGGACAAAGCAGAGAGAAAAAGGCCCAAAACAAGCACGGAGGGAGAGAAGAAGGAGGGAGUUGCGGGAACAGGGGAUAAAGCCACCCCUGAACCCCUGCUCAAAGAGAAGCAGGGUAACAAUGGCCCCGAUAGAGACCCCCAGGAUAAGCCCAAAACACCCCAAUCUCAGCCCCUCACUGACAAGCCUAAGGCCCCAGAGGAGGGCAGAACAGCUGCUGCCACAUCAGCGACUGAGCAAGACUCUGAUUCUGAAAGAGAGCUGGUGAUUGACCUGGGAGAUGAACAUGGAGGCCGUGACUCAAAGAGGGCGAGGAGAGAGCUGGGGUCUUCUGGUGCCAGAACUCUCAAAGAGUCCAAUGUUGCCAAGUUGGAAGGUAAAUUGCCUUCAUCUGCUGCAUCAGCUGCACCAGCCCGUGAUGUUCCCUCCAACCUGAAAGACUCAUUGCAGCCUUCUAUCACAGCGGCACUCAACCUUGUGUCCACGGCAGCUUCUGGUCAGCCCAGUGCAACCACAACUACCAGUGGAUCUACCAAUGCCUCCUCUCCAGCCUCCACAACAGCCACAGUGCCCACAGCUGUAAAGAAACAGCGCCCUCUACUGCCUAAAGAGACAGCUCAGGCCGUGCAGCGUGCAGUGGUUUGGAAUCCGACCAAGUUUCAAACGUCUUCUCAGAAGUGGCAUAUGCAGAAGGUGCAGAGGCAGCAGCAGCAGCAUGGAGAGCAGUCGCCUGUGCAGACACAAGUCCAGGGUCAGGGGCAAACACGCAGCCCACAGCAGCUGCAGUCACAACAGCAGAACUCAUCCUCAAGCACUCGCUAUCAAACCAGACAAUCAGUCAAGGUUCAACAAAAAGACCCGCCUCAGAAUGCAUCCUCGUCAACUGCUCAGGUCAUAUCUGGUAGUUCUUCUUUCAUGUCAGGAGACUUGCAGAUCCCUACUGUCUCAGCAGACGUAGCUGCAGAUAUAGCCAAAUACACAAACAAAAUAAUGGACACAAUAAAGGGGACAAUGACUGAAAUCUACAAUGAUCUUUCCAAAAGCACAUCAGGAAACACAAUUGCAGAGAUUCGACGGUUAAGGAUAGAGAUUGAGAAGCUCCAGUGGCUGCAUCAGCAAGAGUUGUCUGAGAUGAAACACAAUCUGGAACUGACAAUGGCAGAGAUGAGGCAGAGUCUGGAGCAGGAAAGAGAAAGAUUGGUGGCUGAGGUGAAAAAGCAGACGGAGUUGGAGAAGCAGCAGGCAGUGGAUGAGACCAAAAAGAAACAGUGGUGCGCCAACUGCAGGAAAGAAGCUAUUUUCUACUGCUGCUGGAAUACCAGUUACUGUGAUUAUCCAUGUCAGCAGGCACACUGGCCAGAACACAUGAAGUCCUGCACACAGUCAGCCACAGCAUCACAGCAGGAACCAGAGGCAGAACCCAACUCGGACCCUUCAGUCAAAUCAACAGGCCACUCUCCUGCCACACAGACGCUACCCCCAGGCACAGGGUCAAUAUCAGACAAAAGCAACUCUCCCACAUACAUGGACAAAAACAAGGACAGUGCUGGUGUUACUGUGACCUAACUGCUACAGUGUACAGGCACAUUUUGAGAGGCCACUGUGGGGUUUGUAGCCUCAGACUUGGUGCUUGAAGGCCUGCACUCUGUGACAAAUCACUUUGAUUUUUCCAUUCCCAUAUGUACAACUGCUUGGUGGACAUCUUUUGGUUCGUCGCUCAUUCACAGUUUCCACAUCUGUGUUCAGGUGGAUACACCAUGUGAAAGUACCGUAGUCUGUGUUGAAAAAUAAAAUGUGAGUCUGUAUGUUUUCAUAUUGUAGUUUUAUGUUGUAGCUCUGUUACCACUUUUUCAGCUCUGGGCAAGAUUGUAUCAACCCACAUUUUCUACAUUAUCACUUUCAAUGCUGCUCUUAAGUACUUCACAGCUGUUUUAUUUUGUUGAUUGUUCUCCAUAUUGUGAGACAAAACAUUUUAAACAGCCAACAGCUGAUAAACAUUCAUUCUGGUGCCAUCAGAGAUAUAUAGUUAUGGAAGUUUCAUCUUUGGUUUAAACCACAGUUGCUUUGUGUCGACCGAGGUGUUUUGAGUAAUGCAAGUUCAAAGAUUAUAUUUCAACCAUGUUGUCUUCAUGUUAGUGGUGGCAUUUUUGUCUCAUACCAGUUUUGUAUUGUACUUCCACGUUGUAUAGGCCUACAUAAAAAAAAAUCUGAUAUAUUAAAAAGGACUAAAAAAUUUAAACUGUACAAAGCUUUUGUAAGAAGAUACCUGAACAAUAUUUAUAGUGUUAUAUGUUUUUAUAGUAUGUUUAUUGAAAUCACAUUUCUAUGUGUCUAAAUAAAGUUAUUUGAAAGUAAAUUACUUCACAUGAAUGUCAGCUCUGAGCAAAGUCUCUGUUCAACCGGUUACCCAAAGCUGAUGUUAAUCCUGGUUAGACUAUAAGAACUGAGGUGGCAACAAUAGAAACUGCAUUUUGGCUGGAUAAUAUUUCCUGUGAGCAUGUCUGUUUUGAGCUUGUGUCUCGUUCUUGUUUACAUAUUGUACAUAAAAUAAAUGGAAUCGUGAAGAAAAAAAUAAAAAUGCACUUAUCAA
Molecule: messenger RNA, 5037 nt
Organism: Amphiprion ocellaris (clown anemonefish)
Lineage: Eukaryota; Metazoa; Chordata; Actinopteri; Pomacentridae
Product: MYND-type zinc finger-containing chromatin reader ZMYND8-like
Exons: 22
Coding region: 540-4013 (1157 amino acids)
Biological process (GO): regulation of DNA-templated transcription
Molecular function (GO): protein binding
Source: RefSeq, a predicted model, not a curated record